Molecule: messenger RNA, 924 nt
Organism: Phycomyces blakesleeanus NRRL 1555(-)
Lineage: Eukaryota; Fungi; Mucoromycota; Mucoromycetes; Mucorales; Phycomycetaceae
Exons: 4
Coding region: 1-924 (307 amino acids)
Cellular component (GO): plasma membrane
Source: RefSeq, a predicted model, not a curated record
AUGGCACAGCACUACCAACAACAGCAACAACAACAACAACAGCAAAUGGAACAAAUUCAUCACAAUAAUCUACCAGAUGCUCCACCUUUACCAGACCAUCAAGCUUACCCUUAUAUACCUAGCCAUUCGUCCUCUUGGUCGUCUACCCCUUCUACUUUGGUACCGCCACCCGGCAGCGAAAAAUAUCAAUUACCUCAAGAAAGUCCUCUGAAACAUGGCUUGAAUAUCGAGCGGUUGGAAUCCAACGACAACGACGACAACACACUGAGUCUCGAGAAACACCCAAAGAAACAGCGGCGGAUGGCCAACCGGAAUUGCUGUGCGCGGUGCUGCUGUUGCGCGUGCUGUCUUCCCGUUUGGGCCACUUGGGUUGUAUGGAUUUUUAUUGUCGCCAUCAUAAUUGUCGUGAUCGUUAUUGGCUCUAUUCUUGCUACCUUCAAGAUGCCGAGUAUCGAAUUCCAAGGCAUUGCACCUAUCGAAUCAGACGAAUCAAUCAUAUCAUUCAACAACGACAAACUGUCCAUCAACUUUGGCCUCAUUGUCAAUAUAGAGAACCGAAAUAUCUUUCCAAUCUACCUUUACGAUGUGAAUGCCUAUGGAUAUUACCCUUAUCCCGAAGACCCAUCUACCCGGACCUCAAUUGGAGAUGGUCAUUUGGAUUACGAACUCGUGCCCUCUCAAACAAACUACAACUUCACCUACCCAUUCACCAUUAAAUAUGAUCCUGCCUCAGAUCCCAAUCUAUCGAUCUUGGGUAGCAUUGCUGACAAAUGUGGUCUGACUGGUGGUGCAAAGGGAGAUCUGAGCAUCCAGUACGAUAUUAAGCUUCGUGCCCGUGUCCUGCUAUUCACCAUCCCGCUCACCAUCUCAUCCUCUGCUAAUUUCCCUUGUCCUCUCAAUUUUGUUCAGCCAUGGAAGUGGUGA